Molecule: messenger RNA, 1490 nt
Organism: Panicum hallii
Lineage: Eukaryota; Viridiplantae; Streptophyta; Magnoliopsida; Poales; Poaceae
Product: putrescine hydroxycinnamoyltransferase 1-like
Exons: 1
Coding region: 65-1357 (430 amino acids)
Molecular function (GO): acyltransferase activity, transferring groups other than amino-acyl groups
Source: RefSeq, a predicted model, not a curated record
GACGUGAGUCGUCGAUGCGUGUGCGAGUGAGCAGUAGCAGCCAGCAGCCAGAUCGAUCGAUACCAUGGCGAUGUACUCUGACGACGUGCAAGUGGUGGAGAGCAGCCUUGUAUCCCCGAGCCUGGGGACGCCGAGAGGACAGCUUUGGCUCUCGCCCCUCGACCUCCUGCUGGUCAACAGGGGUCACACCCCGACCGUCUACUUCUACCGCCCCGCCGCCGCCGGCGGUGACUUCUUCGACGUGGCACGGCUCAAGGAGUCCAUGGCCAGAGCCCUGGUGGACUUCUACCCGCUCGCCGGGCGCCUCGGCGCCGACGCCGACGGCCGGUUCGUCAUCGACUGCAACGCCGAGGGCGCGCUUCUCGCCGUGGCUCGCUCCGACCUCACGGUCGACGACUUCCGCGACGUCAGCCCGUCGCAGGAGCUGAAGGAGCUGUUCGUUCCCCGCGUCGAGCCGUCGUCCAUCAUGCUCGCCAUACAGGUGACCUUCCUCAAGUGUGGCGGGGUGGCCUUCGGGACGGCGCUGCACCACGCCGCCGGCGACGCCAUCAGCUCGUUCAGUUUCUUCCACGCGUGGUCGGCACUGUGCAGCGGGCGCGACGGCGGCGCCAUGGCGGAAACGGAGCUCCCGUGCCACGACCGUGGGCUCCUCCGCGCGCGGUCGCCGCCCUUCGUCAACCCGGACGCCUUCGCCGUGUUCUGCCCGAAGCUAACCCUGACGACGCAGCCCUCAGGGCCCGUCGCCAGCAAGGUCUUCUCCGUCUCCAAGGACCACGUCGCCGCUCUCAAGCAGGCCUGCGGCGGCGUCAGCACCUUCUGCGUGCUGAGCGCCCACGUGUGGCGGUGCGUGUGCGUCGCGAGGGUCCUGCCGGCGGACGCCACCACCCGCCUCACCCUCCCGGCCAACGUCCGGCGCCGCAUGAAGCCGCCGGUCCCGGACAGCUACUUCGGCAACGCGCUCAUCUGGGUGGGGACGUCCGGCGUGGUGCGCGACGUCACCACGGAGUCGCUGGCCGAUACCGCCGGCCGGAUCAGGGGCGCCGUCCGCCGGAUGGACAACGAGGUGGUGCGGUCGGCCAUCGACUACUUCGAGCACGCGGAGCAGAACGGCAAGCCGAUUCCGGGGAGCCUGCCGGAGACGGAGCUGAGGGUGAUCAGCUGGCUGGGCAUGCCAGUGUACGACGCGGACUACGGGUGGGGGAAGCCGCAGCUGAUGGUGCGCGCCGAGUCGGAGCGCUCGGGGUUCGUGUACCUGAUGAACGACGGCGGCGGCGGCGUGCAGGUGGUGGUGUGUGCGGAGGUGACAAUCCUCAAGGAAUUCGAGAAGCUGCUGUUUGCAAAGACGAUGUGGCCAUGAAAAAAGCCUCCUCCUCCCUCUGAUUGUAUCCCUGUUUGUAAUAUACGUCUUUGAGUGAGGGCGCUGCAGCGCGUUGUAUUCUUGUAACUUUUUCUUCCACCUCACGGACCAACAUGGGCAAAUGAUGUGAUCU